GGCCGGAGCCCCCUGUAAGCAGGGGUGCAGCCUCUUUGGCCACUGCUUUGCAGGCCCAGCUGCCUUUGCCCAGAGGGCCCGGCUCCCAGCAGCGGAUGGGACUGCAUUGCUGUGAAGCCGUGGGAGAAGAAAGAAGAGACAGGAGUGGAUCUUCGAGGCAAGAGCCAAGAAGAAGAAGAGCAGCAGCAGCGUCGAGCUCAAGAGGGAGCACGACAGAGGGCCCGGCUCCCAGCAGCGGAUGGGACUGCAUUGCUGUGAAGCCGUGGGAGAAGAAAGAAGAGACAGGAGUGGACCUUCGAGGCAAGAGCCAAGAAGAAGAUGAGCAGCAGCAGCAUCGAGCUCAAGAGUGGACCUUCGAGGCAAGAGCCAAGAAGAAGAAGAAGAGCAGCAGCAGCGUCGAGCUCAAGAGGGAGCACGACAGGGACCCUCUGGGCAAAGGCCCCUCCCUGGCACCCCCGGGGCAGGGAUCCGUAAGAGUCCGGCGGGCACCUUCAGGCUGCCCCGGCUGGCUUUGUGCUGGGCGACCUCCCUGUAACCAGGGCUGGGUCUUUGCUUUGCUUUGCUGGCCUUUGGCCAUGGUGCUCCUUUGGCUGCCUGGAGAGAGGGGCAACCCUGUAAGGAGGGUGAGAGCCCCAAUCUCCGCACCCGAGGGGAGAAACGGAGCUCUGCCGACCCCCGGCCCACCCUGUAAGCAGGGCAGGGCUUUUCCUGACCCUCAGCCCACCCUGUAAGCAGGGCAGGGCUUUUCC
Molecule: messenger RNA, 749 nt
Organism: Chiroxiphia lanceolata (lance-tailed manakin)
Lineage: Eukaryota; Metazoa; Chordata; Aves; Passeriformes; Pipridae
Exons: 4
Coding region: 96-731 (211 amino acids)
Source: RefSeq, a predicted model, not a curated record